Molecule: messenger RNA, 1551 nt
Organism: Cyprinodon tularosa
Lineage: Eukaryota; Metazoa; Chordata; Actinopteri; Cyprinodontiformes; Cyprinodontidae
Gene: pex11g
Product: peroxisomal biogenesis factor 11 gamma
Exons: 5
Coding region: 1-732 (243 amino acids)
Biological process (GO): peroxisome fission
Cellular component (GO): peroxisomal membrane
Source: RefSeq, a predicted model, not a curated record
AUGUCUGUGGAGUCUCUUGUCCAACUGCUGGAGUCAUACAGAGGAAGAGAUAAACUUAUCAGGACUGUCUGCUAUGGCUCCCAGCUGGUGGGAGGUGUUCUCACCCGGAAAGCAGUAGCAGAUGCGUCGUCUCAGCAACUGGGGAAACGUUUACUGCUGUUUUCUGCUCAGCUCAGCCACUGCAGGACAGUUUUGAGGCUGUUUGAUGAUCUCUCUAUGCUGGCGUACUCCCACAGCUACGGACUAGGGGCUUCGGAGGAGGAUGCGGCCAUUCGCUGGAUAUCGGUGCUGACCAAUGUGGCUGACCAGCUUUACUAUCCUUGUGAGCAUAUCGCCUGGGCUGCGGACGCUGGGCUCAUCAAAGUGAAGUCUGAUAAGUGGUGGUUGUUUAGUACGGUGCUGUGGGGAACCUCGCUGCUGCUGGGGAUCCUCAGAUCCCUUCGCGUUCUGCUGCUGCUGAGACGGAAGCUGAAGAAACACGAUGGGGGCGGAGGAGGCAGCAGACGGUCUCACCUCCACAGGCAGAUACGAAGGGAGCUGCUCUCCAUCCUCAGCAGCAUGGCCGAUCUCUGUAAUGCCGUUCACUGGUUGCCACCAGGCUUUCUUUGGGCAGAACGGUUCCCCAGCUGGCUGGUGGGCUUACUGGGCACCACCUCCUCUCUGAUAGGUUUGAUUCAGAUGAAUAGCAGCAGCAAUGAGCUGUCAGACAGCACAGUGUCGUCUUCACAAUGAGGAGGAGGCGGCUUACGAAUCCUUGCAGGUUUUUGAUCAGAUCAGAGUAUCUAUUUAGAUUUUUAAUUUCUGUCUCAAUGGACUACUAAAGCUGCAGACUUCUGGAUCGGUCUCUGUAGGUGAAUAAAUCCCUCUGCUAUCUUUCAGAAAUAUUUUUAACAUUCUGAGAUUAACCUUUGCUUAAAUGCAAUUUGAAAUGUUGGUUAUGUGAAAAUAACAUUUAGAAAAUCUUCUUUUUAAAGCAGUUUUAUCAAUUUAGAAACAUUUUUAAAUCAUUAACUGAUAAUGGUUCAAUCAUUGUUUCAUCAUCUUUUCGUGCCAUUUCAGCAUUUUGCCGACGGGAGACACUCUGUCUAUAUCUUCUUAUCUUAGAAUAUGAUGAAUAGAAUUGUUUUAUUGUUUGCAAUGCAAACUUAAAUCCACCUACAUGACAAGUUAAUUUCAGUGUUAAGGUUAAAGCUUAUCGUAGAAGACUAUUAAAUAUACAGCUACAUGUUGGACUUUAGGAGAGGUGAGUGAAAAAUAUUUCACUCCUUGAAUUGCAGAAUUAACUGUAAAUAUGAAAAGAUUGCACUUUAAUGUUUUAGGCAAUUAAGCACAUUUUAAUAAGACACAGAAAACCUGAGGAAAUACAAAAAAAACUGUGAUUCUAUAAUUUUUAACUGUAAAAAUGUAAUUAUUUUAGGUUUUAAACCCCUUUGGAAUCAUCUGACAGACUUUUGCUUGUUUGGGGUCAGCAGUGAGUUUGACCGUGGGGCUCUCAGAUGGAUUUGAUUUCUGUCCUUUUUCUUCUUAUUAAAUUCUUGAUAUUUAUCUUAA